AUGAAGCAGAAGACGCUGUUCCAGCACAUGUGGAAGGCGAAGCGGGACACGCGCGGCUACCACGAUGCCAACAUCACCGAGCGUCAGUGGCUGCGCAUGUUCAACCCGCGGCUGCCGACCCUGAACGUCAAGAUGGGCAACAAGCCGUCGCACCCGAACGCCGCCGCGCUGCUGUACGCAGGUAUGGAGCGGCGCCUGGACUUUAUCGUGUUCCGGAGCCACUUUGCCUCGUCGAUCUACAUGGCGCGCCAGAUGGUGAUCCACGGCAAGGUCAAGGUCAAUGGCAAGAAGCUUGCGUACCCGAGCCACACUGUCAAGGAUGGCGAUGUCGUGGCGGUUGAUCCCGAGGCAGUGGUGACUCUGAAGAAGCCUGCCAAUGGAUCGGAGGAGCUGGACUUUGUGCCAGUCCCCUAUAUGCAGCCGUGGAUGUUUGUGCCCGAGUACCUCGAGGUCAACUACAACACCUGCUCGACCGUGUUCUUGCACGAGCCUGUUACCAAGCCGAACGCAACCGAGCUGCCGUCGCCUUAUCCGCCAGAGUUCCACGCACUGGCCUUCAAGUACUACCUCCGCCGCGGACGCAGCAGAGAGUGA
Linderina pennispora is the source of this 594-nucleotide messenger RNA. Its product is annotated as alpha-L RNA-binding motif-containing protein. Gene Ontology annotation, molecular function: structural constituent of ribosome; rRNA binding. Lineage: Eukaryota; Fungi; Kickxellomycota; Kickxellomycetes; Kickxellales; Kickxellaceae. Bases 1 to 594 code for a protein of 197 amino acids. The record is from RefSeq and is a predicted model, not a curated record. The transcript has a single exon. Gene Ontology annotation, biological process: positive regulation of translational fidelity. Gene Ontology annotation, cellular component: mitochondrial small ribosomal subunit.